Hibiscus syriacus is the source of this 942-nucleotide messenger RNA. Its product is annotated as inorganic pyrophosphatase 1-like. The record is from RefSeq and is a predicted model, not a curated record. Lineage: Eukaryota; Viridiplantae; Streptophyta; Magnoliopsida; Malvales; Malvaceae. Gene Ontology annotation, molecular function: phosphatase activity. The coding region runs from base 99 to 908 and encodes 269 amino acids. The transcript is spliced from 4 exons.
ACCUUACAACGUUCAGAAAUCUCUUCCGAUCAAAGGGUUUUUAAGCUCUUCUGUUCUCUCUCUAUUUCCAAUCUUGUUUCUGCAACUUCGAAACAAAAAUGGCUGGGAUUGUUGUGGUUUUUGAUUUUGACAAAACCAUCAUUGAUUGUGAUAGUGAUAAUUGGGUUGUUGAUGAGUUGGGUUUUACCGAUUUGUUUAAUCAGCUUCUUCCUACCAUGCCCUGGAAUUCUCUCAUGGACACGAUGAUGGGGGAGAUUCAUGCGCAGGGAAAAACCAUUGAUGACAUUGCUGAGGUUCUGAAACGGACUCCUAUCCAUCCUAAGAUUGUAGCAGCUGUUAAAUCAGCUCAUGCUUUAGGGUGCGAACUGAGGAUCGUAAGUGAUGCAAACAUGUUCUUCAUUGAGACAAUCCUGGAGCAUCUUGGACUAAGGGAAUAUUUCUCUGAGAUCAACACAAACCCAGGCUUUCUGAAUGAACAAGGAAGGCUUAGGAUCUUCCCUUACCAUGAUUUCACCAAGUGUUCCCAUGGCUGCAAUCUCAACCUUUGCCCCCCAAACAUGUGCAAGGGGAUGAUCAUAGAAAGGAUUCAAGCUUCUUUAGAGGGAAGGAAAAAGAUGAUAUACCUUGGAGAUGGUGUUGGUGAUUAUUGCCCCACCCUAAGGCUAGCAAAGAGUGACUAUAUGAUGCCAAGGAAGAAUUUUCCAGUUUGGGAUUUAAUUUGUAGGAACCCUAUGCUCAUCGAGGCUGAAAUUCACGAAUGGAGUGAUGGUGAAGACCUGGAGCGAGUUCUUUUGCAACUAAUCAACACGGUCUCCGUUGAUGCUCAAUUGUUCUCAGUUGACUGCAAACUGCAAAGCUUAUCGGCAUGUAACCAUUCCUUGCCCAAAUCCCUGCAUGUUCCUCAGUAGAAGUGUGAUCGUCCCUUGAAGUGAUUUUUAGGUC